This is a messenger RNA of Talpa occidentalis (Iberian mole), 6013 nucleotides long. It is a transcript of the gene SEMA3B, whose product is annotated as semaphorin 3B. Gene Ontology annotation, biological process: negative regulation of axon extension involved in axon guidance; neural crest cell migration; positive regulation of cell migration. The record is from RefSeq and is a predicted model, not a curated record. Gene Ontology annotation, molecular function: semaphorin receptor binding; chemorepellent activity. Lineage: Eukaryota; Metazoa; Chordata; Mammalia; Eulipotyphla; Talpidae. The transcript is spliced from 19 exons. The coding region runs from base 249 to 2498 and encodes 749 amino acids.
UGGCCCCUCCCUCAGCCCCUCCACCUCUUCUCUGACAUGGCCCUCAGAAGGGAAGGGGAACGAGCAAGGAGGGGAGGAGCUGAUCUUUCCAAAAAGCCAGCUCCUGGGAACUGAGGUGGCAGCUGAGCCCCCUGUUAUCCCCCUCCAGCUCCCCAGCUGUGGAGGGACAGAUCCCGGGGCAGAGUCCAGGGCGGCUCAAAGCUCCUCCACACAUGCCCGCUGAACCCUGAGCGCCCUGAAACGCUGGGAUGGGGCGGGCUGAGGCAGCCGCCAUGAUCCUGGGCCUGGCCCUGCUCUGGGCAGCGGUGCUGGAGGGUACCACCCCCAACCCCCCACGCCUUCGGCUCUCUUUCCAAGAGCUCCAGGCCCGGCAUGGUCUCCGGACGUUCAGGCUCGAACGGACCUGCUGUUACGAAGCUUUGCUGGUGGAUGAGGAGCGGGGACGCCUGUUUGUGGGGGCAGAAAAUCAUGUGGCCUCCCUCAGCCUGGACAACAUCAGCAAGAGGGCAAAGAAGCUGGCCUGGCCGGCCCCUGUGGAAUGGCGAGAGGAGUGCAACUGGGCAGGGAAGGACAUUGGUACCGAGUGCAUGAACUUUGUGAAGCUGCUGCAUGCCUACAACCGCACCCACCUGCUGGCUUGUGGCACAGGGGCCUUCCAUCCAACCUGUGCAUUUGUGGAGGUGGGCCACCAGCCGGAGGAGCCGGUGCUCCAGCUGGACCUGCGAAGGCUAGAGGAUGGCAAAGGGAAGAGUCCUUACGACCCCAGGCAUCGGGCCGCAUCGGUACUGGUGGGGGAAGAGCUGUACUCAGGGGUGGCCGCAGACCUCAUGGGCCGGGACUUUACCAUCUUCCGAAGCCUGGGCCGCCGUCCAAGUCUCCGAACAGAGCCACACGACUCCCGCUGGCUGAAUGAGCCCAAGUUCGUCAAAGUUUUUUGGAUCCCAGAGAAUGAGAAUCCAGAUGAUGACAAGAUCUAUUUCUUCUUCCGCGAGUUGGCAGUGGAAGCCUCCCCUGCUCUGGGCCGCCAGACCGUGUCCCGUGUUGGCCAGAUCUGCCGGAAUGAUGUGGGUGGCCAGCGCAGCCUGGUCAACAAAUGGACCACGUUCCUGAAGGCUCGGCUGGUGUGCUCAGUGCCCGGCACAGAGGGUGACACGCACUUCGAUCAGCUCCAGGACGUGUUCCUGCUGUCCUCGCGGGACCGCUGGAACCCCCUGCUCUAUGCUGUCUUCUCUACAUCCAGUGGCAUCUUCCAGGGCUCUGCAGUGUGCGUGUACAGCAUGAACGACGUGCGGCGGGCCUUCCUGGGACCCUUUGCACACAAGGAGGGGCCCACGCACCAGUGGGUGUCCUACCAGGGCCGAGUUCCUUACCCCCGGCCCGGUAUGUGCCCCAGCAAGACCUUUGGAACCUUCAGCUCCACCAAGGACUUUCCUGAUGACGUCAUCCAGUUUGCCCGGAACCACCCCCUUAUGUACAAUUCCAUCCUGCCCGUGGGGGGCCGUCCUCUCUUCCUACAAGUGGGUGCUGGCUACACCUUCACCCAGAUCACUGCAGACCGUGUAGCAGCUGCUGAUGGACAUUACGACGUCCUCUUCAUUGGCACAGAUGCUGGCACAGUGCUGAAGAUAAUCUCGGUACCCAAGGGCGGCCGGCCUAAUGCUGAGGGGCUGCUCCUGGAGGAGCUGCAUGUUUUUGAGGACUCAUCCGCUGUCACCAGCAUGCAGAUCUCCUCCAAAAGGCACCAGCUGUACAUAGCCUCGAGGAGCGGGGUGGCCCAGAUCCCGUUGCACCGCUGUGCUGCCCAUGGCCGCGCCUGUGCCGAAUGCUGCCUGGCACGUGACCCUUACUGCGCCUGGGACGGGGCCACAUGCACGCGCUUCCAGCCCAGCGCCAAGAGGCGGUUCCGGCGACAAGAUGUAAGGAAUGGAGACCCCAGCACUCUGUGCUCUGGGGACUCGUCUCAUCCUGUGCUGCUAGAACGGAAGGUGUUUGGCGUGGAGGGUGGUAGCACCUUCCUGGAAUGUGAGCCCCGCUCUCUGCAGGCCCGCGUGGAGUGGACCUUCCAGCGUGCAGGGGAGGCGGCCAGUACCCAGGUGCCCGCGGAGGAGCGCGCGGAGCGCACCACGGGGGGGCUGCUGCUGCGCCGGCUGCGGCGCGCGGACGCGGGCGUGUACCUGUGCGCGGCGGUGGAGCAGGGCUACUCGCAGCCGCUGCGGCGCCUGGCACUGCACGUGCUGAGCGCUGCGCAUGCUGAGAGGCUGGCACGGACCGAGGAGGCUGCGCCUGCUGUGCCGCCGGGGCCCAAGCUCUGGUACCGGGACUUCCUGCAGCUGGUGGAGCCGGGCGGCGGCGGAGGCGCCAGCGCCCUGCGAAUGUGUCGCCCGCAGCUGGCUCCGGGACCACCGUCCCUCGAGGCGCGGAGGAAGGGCCGCAACCGGCGGACGCACGCCCCAGAGCUGCGUGCUGAGCGGGGGCCGCGCAGCGCAGGGCACUGGUGAUUCGCCGUCCCAGGCCAGGGACUGGGCAGGAGAUGACCGGGGACAAGGGGACAGACAGACCCUGGGAGAGCGUGGAGAGCUUUGCGCCAGGGGCACUGUGGUCCCCAACUGACGGAGACACCGACCGACAGGCCCUGGCAGAGGGGCAGCUGCGCCAGCUUAUUUAUUAACAGAGGAUAACCCUUGAAUGUAGCCCCCAGAGGGGCGUCCCAGGCCGGGCACAGGGUCAGGUUGGUCAGGGCAGAGAAGCAGGGCUCCAGAGCAACGACCUGGGGGAGGGAGGUGCUGGGAAGUGCCCACCCUGGGGAAGGACUUCCUCCUUGGGCAAAGAGCAGAAAGCUGUGAACAGGCUGGGCUGUUGGGGGCAGGGUGGGGUAGGCCGACUGUACUAAUGCAAUAAACACUUUAUCAGCCAGCUGGAAUGGCCCCAGCAGAUAACCGUUGGUCUGAGGUCUUGCUGUGUGGCCUUGGACACCUUCCGGCAGUCUUAGGACCUCAGUUUCUUCUGCUGUGGAUGCUGUGGUCAGGGAUAAAUGUAGUCUCCUGGUGACAGUGAAUCGUGCAGGGCCUUUGGGGAUACUGAUAUGCACAGUAUAUUCUGAAUAAUACAAUUUCUGGGCUAGUGCUGUGAAGAAUGUAAAACUGGGUGAUGUGCAAAAGAAUGUGAGCAAAAGGCCUCGCCAAGGGGGUGACAUUUGAGCUAAACAACAAGGAGUGAACUUUGGGAAUAGCUGUGGGCAGAGCAUUCCAGGAGGGAAAAGCCGGAGCAAAGUUUCUGAGGCAGAAACAAACCUGUAUGAUUGAGGAAAUUCAAGGAGGCCAUUGGAGUGAUGGGUUUGGGAUGUUUUAGGAGCUCCAGUCCCCUCUCCCCCAUCUUGUUUUGUCCAACUUAGGCUAGAGGGACACCGGAGUCCAAAAGUAGUGUGAGCCCACUUCCUCCCCUCAAGGCUAAGUGGCGUCGUGUAUUCUCACUGGCCUCUUGUGACCCGUAUGUCCUUGUGGACAGAGGAGGGAGGAUCAAAUCCUGCACUGGGCUAAGGGCUUCAGACUCGUAUUUCCAGUCUCACAUGUGUGGAGCCAGGGAGGAACAUUCCUAUUCCUGUUUUACGCAUGAGAAAACUGAGAUUGGAGAGAGGGCAAGUUUUCCCCAAGCUUAGUAACAGAAAUACCAGCAUUUGACCUAGGUCAGUCCACUGACCAGCAUGGGUAUCCGUGUAUGGGGGUGUCUGCCUUCAGAGAGACACCUGGACUGCAAUUGUCCAUCACCCCAGACCCUAGAGCCAGCCACCACACAUUGAUGGGUGCUUGUCCCACACUUGCUCCGAGAAGAGACAUUCUGGCUGUGGGUAUGGGUGUUCGUGAUGGAGGUCCACAGGGCCGCUCUGCCUGUCCUAGCUGCCAUGUGGGAUAGCCCAUAGCCAGACACUGAGCCUGAAGCAGCUUGCCUGGAAGACCUGAGGCCUAGGCACAUGUAGGGGUGGCAGGGUUCCCUGGGGAAGCUCCUGCGGAGCAUGUAGUAGUAGAGAUGUGAUUUUAUCUGGGUUCUUGUCACCAGGUAUAUAGUCCACUCUGGCCCAUGUGGGACAUUCUGCCCCUUUCAUGACUGAGAGCUGUCCCUCUAAAUAUAACCCAGUGGGCUGAGCUCAGGCCUAUUUUAGGCUUAGGCUGGGAGGUGGGCAGGCCUUGCCCAGUCUCUCAAAGGAGUCACUGCUGCCUCUAUCCUGUCCUGCUACUGGGUGCUAUCACCGGCCCCUUGACUGCCCACCAUCCACCAUGCCAGAGGAGACCCGGGAAGGUAGGAGAUGACUGUGAGAGAGGGAAAGUCCCAGUGCUAUGAGCCUGUGGGCCUUGCAGAAACCUGCCCUUUGUCCCACUGACCUGGCUUCCUUGACUAGUCACCCGUCUCCUAGUCCCACCUCCAGUAAAGUCCCAGCUCCCAGGAAAGGAAUAGGCUACCAUGCCCUGAACCCCUCUUGAGCUCAGGCCCUUUCAUCCUGCUAGAGACAGCAGGAAAGGAUAUGGGGGAGCAACCCAGUAAGGUGGGUCAACUAUAGGCUGUGCCUGUGUGGAUGUAGGCUGAGCAGCUGCCUGACCAGGUCAACUUUUCUUCUAGGGAGGAAGCUGGGUUCGGGGAUAGGCUGAGGUUCCAGGGAGCAUUUGGGCACAUGGCCCAGGGAGUGGGAGUGGAUAGGCCUCUGGCCUUUAACUUGGGCCCAAGUGCCCCCAACUGACUAAAGUUUAGGAUUCCUUGGCUGCCAGACUGACUGCUUGUUAAGACUUCGGUGGCCCCUCACCUAACUGCAUGUAAGAAGCACAGCAGCUCAGGGGGCCAGAGCAGGAACCCGGGGAUCUUCAGGGACAGUGCUCCACCCUCCCACUGGUCAACUCCCCCCACCAAAUUUUCAACAUUUUACACUGGGUGGGAGGGAUGCGUCUCCUGGUGAUAGUGGUGAAUGGUGUUUGCCUCCUUUUGGGAUCUUAACAAUGACAUUUAUUGUGUUUUUCUUGGUAAAAGACAUUCCAAAUUCAAUUUAGAAAGUAUGGGAAAAGCACAGCCCAGUGCAAAAAGGAAAUUUAAUUACUCCUAACCCAUCACCCAGAUUGGCAGCAUCUGUUUUUGUUUACUUACUUUGUGCACAUCAGGGGCCAGUUUCAGGCAAAUCAUGAUGGUUGUCACUACUGCUCUGAAGGGACUGACCCAGAGAGUCCAGUCACUUUUGCUCCUAUCAGUUAUCCCCUCAAUGCCUCCCAUUUUGUUACCCAGCUUCCAUUUGGGCAUGUGGGGGUCUUAAGGAGCCAAGAUUUUUUUAAAAAAUCAAGCCAGGGGUCUUCUUGGUGGUACAGGGGUUAAGGAGCACUAUGAAGCUAUCGCCAGCCACUGCAGCAUAAGUUCGAUUUCCAGGCCAACCAGGGAGGUGACCCACAUGGUGCAGCAGACCUCUCCUUUGUCACUCGCUGCUCCCCUCAGCAGUGUAUUUUUCAGUAAAUCUGCCUGUUCUGCUCCCCAUGUUAUCUCUGGUGAAUCCUCUCACCCCCCACACCUCUGGCUUACACCCCAGCUCUUGUAUGCAUAAAUAAAUAAAUCUUUAAGAAAAAAAAUCAAGCCAAAGAACAACCAGAAGAAAACAUAACAUUUAGAAAUCACAAAAUAAAUGUCUCAAUGGGCUCAAAAAUAAGUAAUUAAAGUCACAAGACAAUUACCAGACUCCACUGACUAAAUGGGCAGAGGCAGUGAUGGAUAAUUAGAAAGUCACAUGCAUUGGGCAGACCCUGCUAGGCAAGGAAAUAAAACUGCUCAAGAAAGGCCUCUCAUCAUCCAACUUAGCAAAUAUAUGUGCACAAGCAUGUCUAUACAUUUCUUUCCAAUGCCUGACAGUGGUGAUGUACCCUUUGGGGGCUGUGAGAGCCAUUCUGGAGGACAAUUUGAUGAUAGCUUACAAAAAAGUCCUUACUCUUUGCUUAAGUAAUUCUGCUUCUGGGAAUCAGUUCUUAAUAACUAUUGGGAAAUUGGGAAA